AUGGGUUGGACUGGAAUGAGCAAAUACCAUCGGAAACGCUGGCUUAAAUAUAAAUCAUCAUUGCCACAACUUGCCAAAUUGAAAAUUCCUCGAUGGAUUCGUUGGUCGAGAGAAUCUAAAAUAGAAUUGCAUUGCUUCAGUGAUGCAUCAACUGCAGCAUAUGCGGCUGAUAUUUAUUCAAGAAUUAUCAAUCCUAAUGGUAUAUUUGUGAACAUUUUACAGGCAAAAUCAAAAGUAUCACCAAUCAAAACUAUUUCUAUACCGAGAUUGGAACUGUGCGCUGCCAAUCUUUUAGUCAAGUUGGCUCAAUCUGUGAAAGAAGCGUUGGCAGAUAUGAACAUUGAUAAUAUUUAUUAUUGGAGUGCUAGUUCAACUGUUUUAAGUUGGACUCAAAGACCUCCUUCCUCUUGGACUGUAUACGUUGCAAAUAGAGUUGCGGAUAUACAAAGAUUGAGUAAUACAGAUCAGUGGAGAUAUGUCCCAUCAGUUUUGAAUCCGGCAGAUUGCGCUUCUAGGGGAGUUUUUCCAGAGGAUUUAGUUGAUGAUCAAACAUGGUGGUUUGGCCCACAAUUUCUUUAUAAACCUUUAUCCUUUUGGCCAAAGGGCCUUUCAAAUUUACAUACAUCUGAAGAGCAAAUAUUGACUAAAUGUUCUAGCAAUACGUGUAGCAAAAGGGAAUACCCCGAAAUACUUUUUAGAUUUUCUACAUUGAGAACUUUACUUCGAACUAUUACUUUGUGUUUUCGUUUUAUUUACAAUUGUAAAAAUCCUAAAUUAAAACGGACUAGCUUCCUAAGAAUAUCGGAAAUAAACGAAACUUUGCUAAUAUUGAUUAAACUGACACAAUUAGUUGAUUUUCCAAAUGAAAUAAAGCUACUCUCUACAAAUCGUGAUAUAAAACAAAGUUUUUUACUUAAGCUUAUGCCAUUUCUCGAUGAAAAGGGUAUAAUUAGAGUUGGAGGUCGCUUACAAACCUCUACUUUGAGUUACAAUGUAAAGCAUCCAAUAGUAUUAGCUACAUCGAAUCCACUCUCAGAGUAUAUAAUCAAAGACUCACACGAGAGAACUUUGCCUGGUGGUAUUACACUUACCAUGUCUGUUGGGAAUCGUAAAUUUUGGAUUGUUUCUGGAAACCAAUUGGCAAAAUCCAAAUGUUUUAGAUAUUCAGCUAAAACUUCACAACAAGUUAUGGGUAAUUUACCAUAUGUUCGUCUAAAUGUUACAAGACCCUUUAAGCAUAGUGGUGUUGACUAUGCAGGUCCAAUAACACUUAAGAACUCAACAUUAAGAUCCGCAGUGAUUUCCAAAGGUUACAUAUGUUUAUUUGUGUGCAUGGUCACAAAGGCCAUACACCUGGAAGCUGUUUCAGACCUUUCUACAAAUGCUUUUCUGGCUGCAUUUAAACGUUUUGAGUCCCGACGAGGAGCGUGCUCCGAUAUCUAUUCAGAUUGCGGGACAAAUUUUGGAGUAGCUUCAAAGGAACUCCAAAUUCUAUACAACCGAAAUAUAAAAUCUUUGCCAAAUGAUUUGCGCCAGGCAUUAAGUUUAAACUGUACUAACUGGCACUUCAUUCCACCAGCCUCACCAAAUUUUGGUGGUUUAUGGGAGGCUGGUGUAAAAUCGGUAAAACACCACUUAAAACGUAUCACGAAUAAUAGACUUUUAAGCUUUGAGGAACUGGCAACUCUGCUUUGCCAAAUUGAAAGUUGUUUAAACUCUCGGCCAUUAUGCCCUCUAUCCUCAGACCCUUCCGAUUUUGAUGCGCUUACCCCUGCGCACCUUCUUGUAGGAGAACCAUUACAAUGUGUCCAAAAGGAGACAUUGCUUGAUCAAAACAUCAAUCAUCUUACUCGCUGGAAAUCCGUAGAAUUAUUAAAACAACAUUUCUGGAAAAGGUGGUAUAGAGAAUAUCUUAAAGAUCAAUCCCGAAAUGGUUAA
Molecule: messenger RNA, 1938 nt
Organism: Lucilia sericata (common green bottle fly)
Lineage: Eukaryota; Metazoa; Arthropoda; Insecta; Diptera; Calliphoridae
Exons: 1
Coding region: 1-1938 (645 amino acids)
Biological process (GO): DNA integration
Molecular function (GO): nucleic acid binding
Source: RefSeq, a predicted model, not a curated record